Magnolia sinica is the source of this 3206-nucleotide messenger RNA. RefSeq names its product sister chromatid cohesion protein PDS5 homolog C-like. The transcript has 3 exons. Gene Ontology annotation, cellular component: chromatin; nucleus. The record is from RefSeq and is a predicted model, not a curated record. Gene Ontology annotation, biological process: mitotic sister chromatid cohesion; DNA repair. Lineage: Eukaryota; Viridiplantae; Streptophyta; Magnoliopsida; Magnoliales; Magnoliaceae. The coding region runs from base 403 to 1701 and encodes 432 amino acids.
CUUACCCAACGGAAGAAAUUGCAGAAUUGUUUUGGGUUUCAAGCAUUCCAGGAGCUUCUAGGUUCUGGAGGGUUAAACAUUUCUUUUCCUUACCCUAGACUUUCUAGGGUUUCCGUACGGUUUCAGGGUUUCAGAGGACGAGAAGCCAGGGUUCCUAGGACUGCCUUCUCUUUCGUGUGUUGUUCUCGAAGCAUUUCUAGGGUUUUGAUGCCUACUGGUGUUUAGGGUUUUAGGACUUUUUGCUGGGAAAUUAGGGUUCCGUACGGUCUUAAAAAAAUUUAUGGCCUGAAGCAUUUCUAGACUUUUGCAUGAACUUGGGGAGUUUUUUUUUUUUUUUGUCAGGUUUUGAAAUUUUUUAAAAAGCAUUCUAGGUUUUGGAAAUUAGAUGUGAGGAGCUAGUACAUGGGGAGGAAGAAGGUGAGACCCGCGGGCGAGGAGGAGGAAUUUCUAGACCAGUGGAGUAGUAAUUCGGUGGUUUCGGACGACAUUGGAAAGGGCGAAGUUCCCGUUAAGAUUGACAGUGAUAAAUCCGCGCAAACUAAUGUUGCUGGUAAGGCCGAUGAGAAGAAAUCAGUGGGAAAGAGAAAGAGCAAUCCAGCAGGCAGCAGUACGAAUGAAAUGAGAGACACUAAGAAGCGGAAGAGGGGCGCGGAUGCAAAGAUGGCAGAGGCGUUCUUUAAAUUGUACAAGGGACCCACAUCAAGGCUUCGGCAGAGGAAGCAGAGUCCUUCCUUCCGGAAGGUUGCCUUGGGUGAGAGUGAUUGUGACAAGAUUGUUGGUAAGCGGGUGAAGGUGUUCUGGCCUGGGUCGAGGAGAUGGUUUUUUGGGUGUGUCGGUUCAUUCGACAGGAAGAAGAUGGUCCAUGACAUUUUGUACGAUGAUGGUGAUAAGGAACAGUUGAAGUUGAUGGAAGAGCGGUUUGAGCUUGAGGUUAUGCCUGAUGAGGUUUUUCAUGGGCCUGUCAAACUGAAGCCGGAGACAGAGAAGAAAGAAACGGGUUCUGAUGAUGGGGAGACUGGGAACGAGGAUUUGGGUGAGGAUGUUGAUGCACAACCGGAGAAGAAACACAGGAAGGCAAAGGGAAAUAUAGGAUCAAAGGCUGGAGAAAAGGUUAAAUCAAAGCAGUCAGAUGGGGUAGAUAAUGAGGAGGUGGAGAACAUGGGUGUCGAUAUGCAGGUUGAUGUGCUACCUAGAAAGGAUGAGGAGAAGCCAAUAAGAGAGGAAUGUGAGGAUGUCGUAAAACCUGGGGAUGCUGGGGAUGGAAAGGAACAUGGUGAGAAUGAAAUUUCAAAGGUUCAGAAUGAAACAUGUGAAACAUCUGAUGUUGUAAAAGUUGCUAAACCUGAAAAUGAUGCUCAAAAUGAGAAGUCGGGAAUGCAAACAGGAGAGAAAUCUCGAAUUGAGAACAGGGGAGCUGCAGACGAUGAGCCAAAAGGGUAUGGAUUGAUAGAGAAAAAUAUCCCGGUAGGAGAAUCAAACAUGGACAAUCCAGGUUUGCAGGAGCUGGGUGAUAACCACACUGAGAUGAAUGAAGGUCAAGUUGACUUGGCGAGGCAGAGAACUGUCUUGAAUGGAGGGUCAAGUACAGAAACUGAAGUUUUUCAGCUGCCAUUGGAUGAUGAAUCCAAGAAGGGUGAAGGUUCAGCUGAUAAGAAGGAUCGAGUUAAAAAGGGGCGAGGAAGGCCUAAAGUGAAGAAGUGAUUGGUUCUGAAGCAACAGGGAGCUUUUGCCAUCAUAGAUUGUGUAUGGAUGACAUGUAAACUCGCCCAUGCAUGUGCACCAGACUUGGGUAGGUGUCUUUUAGUGCAUUCACACCUUGAAGUUUGCUCUGAAUAAGGUUUUUCUUUAUUCUUUUUUUUUUUUUCCAGAAAGGCCUGAAUAAGGUUACCGUGACACUUAUACAUCAUUAUAUCCUUGUUCCAGAUAUUUGGCAUUGGCUUUACAAAUCCUGUGCGCAGGGCAUUAUCAUCAUUUGACCAUGAUUGACUGCCGGCCGUCUUCUCACCCACGACCAUGUUUGAGCUUCCAUUUAACUACUAAAAAUAUGAUAUCAGUCACCUCGUUUUUAAAUUAAUCAUCAUCAUCAUCAUUGAAGCACUAUCCCAACUAGUUGGGGUCAGUACACGAAACUUGUUCCAUCAUUUCACUAUAUCAAGGACCAUAUCCUCAGUUAAAUCAUAUAUCUUCUCUUACUACCUCACCCACAUCUUUUGGGCCUUUCCCUUGCCCUUUUAGAGCCUUCUACUUGAAUCCACUCCUUCCAACCAUUGCAGUUUUUGGUCUCCAUUUCACAAGGCCAACCAUCCAAGUCAACUUUCCCUUAUCUCCCAUUGGAAAUACUUUUAACCAAUAAGAUUGGUUUAUCAGCCUCUGCCAAGAGGGUUUCCCACAAUCUUGUUCGUCCACUCACCGAAAACUGAGUGGGCCUUUUGGUGCUUAUUUUGUUGAGCAGGGGUUGAGAUGACGAAGUCCAUCCAAACAUACAAACAAAUAUUGUGGUCUAAAACUGCAUUUCAGUGUCAAGUGCCCCCUUUGAGGGUGCAUCCAAAUGGUUCCAUAGUGGAGUAGUGGUCCUAGUGGAUAACCGAAUGCAUGAAAACUACAAUAUGUUUGCUAUAUUAAACACUGUCAAAUGAACUAAUGAGAUCUUAAUUAACAGCCUAAAAGAGAAUUCUUUGCUACUUUGCACACAAAUAGCAACGUCUUUUGCUACAUUCCUCUUUAGUAAGUUACGUUUCCAUCUGUCUUUGUAAUCCUUACAAUACAAGUUACGUUUCCACCUGUGAAAAUGUAGCAGCCUCUAUGGCCGCUGAGGUUCAGACCAUUGCUGCUAUCAUGACCUUUCCGGUUACUAACUCUAAUCCAUUGCCAUGAUGAUACAUUGGUGUAGCAUGUUGGACCACAGUUUUAAGACAUUCCACUCAGAUGCAGUGGAACCUAAUCUGGUUUGGCACCAUGAUUCAACCCUCCCGUGUCACCCUCAGCUUGGGUGAGUAGCGACAUGAUUCACGGUUGAACUAGCCGAUCCAGGUUGCCGAGUCUUUUAACAUUGUGGUGGACCUAGUUUAGUAAUAGCACCAACGGUAUUAGCUCACCUUCCCCAUGUGGCUAGAACACAAGGGUUGUGUUUUUUGAGCAACAGGCUCAACAUGGGGUAUGAAAAGAAAGAUAUGAAAAUAAAACCAUAAUUAUUUCUUUAAAAAAAA